CGAAACACUUGCUCAAUUAUAUGAAGUGUUUUUAUAUAAGAAGAAGGAUAUAAUAGCAAUUCAAGAAAAACUCGGUAUUAAUGGCAAUGUAAAUCAUGUAAGAAUGCAUCAAAGCGAAACAAAACACGAGCCCGAAGGCAAAACACUUGUUGAUUCAUAUAAGUUAUUAUUAAAUUUGGUUGGGGGUUUAAUACCAUUACAGAAAAAUCUUGACAUUGAUGGCAAUCCCAUUCUAGCAGUGGAGUGGUAUAAUAAUCUGGCAAAUCAAAGCAAUAAAGCUUCCACCGAUUUAUCACUUUCGAAAUUGUAUAAUUUGCUUUUAUAUUUAGAAGAGGAUAUAAUGGCAAUUCAGGAAGAACUUGAAGAUGUUCCAAGUGUGAUAUUACAAAAAUUUUGCGAAAUGGGGCUAAAGAAAAUUUGGUUUACUGGAGAGGGACUUCCGUUAUUUCCGAAUGUCUCUCCUCAACAAUUACAUGAAGUUUUCGUUAAAAAAUCAGCUAGUGCCCAUGUCUAG
Molecule: messenger RNA, 514 nt
Organism: Entrophospora candida
Lineage: Eukaryota; Fungi; Glomeromycota; Glomeromycetes; Entrophosporales; Entrophosporaceae
Source: the annotation of a GenBank genome assembly